Molecule: messenger RNA, 264 nt
Organism: Linum tenue
Lineage: Eukaryota; Viridiplantae; Streptophyta; Magnoliopsida; Malpighiales; Linaceae
Source: the annotation of a GenBank genome assembly
UCAUUCUUCAGCCGCAAACGCCACCACCAACGCCGCCGCGGCUGCCGCAGUACAUUGUUGUUUCCCAUUAGAGCACUACAGCAUAAGAUCAAAGAACUGGUCAUGGAAUCCCCCGCUCAUAAUUUCGGUGGUGUUUGCUACAAAGUCAUGUAUUAUGGAGCUGAAAACUUGAGGACGAUACAACAGGUGCUGGAAAUCAUGAUGAUUGAACAGCUGGGAAGGGCCAUAGAUUUGAAGGUAGGAGGGUUGCAGUUUUCCCAUUGA